Molecule: messenger RNA, 3911 nt
Organism: Oncorhynchus tshawytscha (Chinook salmon)
Lineage: Eukaryota; Metazoa; Chordata; Actinopteri; Salmoniformes; Salmonidae
Gene: ddx19a
Product: DEAD-box helicase 19a
Exons: 11
Coding region: 447-1937 (496 amino acids)
Biological process (GO): poly(A)+ mRNA export from nucleus
Cellular component (GO): nucleus; cytoplasmic stress granule
Molecular function (GO): RNA binding; RNA helicase activity; ATP binding
Source: RefSeq, a predicted model, not a curated record
UGACAGGUCUCUACCUGGCUGGGUCACUCAUCAGGACCGCCAUCUCUUCUCCUACUCAAGAUUUUCUGGGACCAGAUGACAAAUCAAAAAGAAAAGGCCAAAUUAGCUAGACAUUACACAUCCUUUAUAGCUGUAAUAAGUGGACGAUUAAUAAACAAAACAAUAGCCAAAACUGUAUCUGAUAACAGAUUGUAUUAUUCUAAUAGAGCCUGUAGUAUUGCACAUUUUCAACGAAGGCCUACACAAACUAAUGGGGUAAACAAAGUUGAUGGGAACUCAGAAUACCACUUCCGAGUUCCCAUCAGAAAGAGUGCAGCUAGGUGCGCAACAGCGGCAGCUUCUUUUGCUUAGCAGGCAGCAGCAUCCCUUUUCGACGCACAGCUCAAUUUCAUAGUUUGCUGUGUAGCUGAACAUUCGUGUAAAAUAAUAUACAUUAAACGUGAACAAUGGCUACUGACUCCUGGGCUCUGGCUGUCGAUAAACAGGAAUCUACGACUGACUCUUUCGGCUCCUUGGUGAUAAGAUCUCCACCUCGAGGUGGAGGUGAUGCUGCACCUAGAAAGGCAAAAGGUACCACAAAACAAGUGGAGAAUGGCACCAAAGUGGAAGAAAAAGAGGACAAAGCGGCCCAGUCGUUGUUGAAUAAGAUGAUCCACACCAGCCUUGUGAACACUACCAAUCAAGUAGAGGUUCUUCAGAGGGAUCCAAAAUCUCCUCUUUACUCGGUCAAGACAUUUGAAGAGCUGAGACUGAAAGAUGAGCUGCUAAGAGGAGUGUAUGACAUGGGUUUCAACAGACCCUCUAAGAUCCAGGAGAAUGCCCUGCCCAUGAUGCUGGCAGAGCCCGUGUAUUAUCCCUCUGGUUCCAGACCUCAGAACCUGAUUGCCCAAUCACAGUCCGGCACAGGUAAAACAGCUGCCUUUGCGCUGGCCAUGCUCAGCCAUGUUGACCCAGCUAACAAAUGGACUCAGUGUCUUUGCAUUGCCCCAACGUACGAGCUAGCUUUGCAGACUGGUAAAGUCAUUGAACAGAUGGGGAAAUUCUAUCCUGAGGUCAAAUUGGCAUAUGCCAUUCGUGGCAAUAAAUUGGACCGAGGGACGAAGCUUCAGGAGCAAAUUGUCAUCGGGACACCUGGCACGGUCCUAGACUGGUGCUCCAAACUGAAGAUCAUCGACCCCAAGAAGAUCAGCGUCUUCGUGCUGGACGAGGCUGACGUCAUGAUUGCCACACAAGGUCACCAGGACCAGAGCAUCCGGAUCCAAAGAAUGUUGCCAAAUGAAUGUCAGAUGCUGCUGUUUUCGGCCACGUUUGAGGACUCAGUCUGGAAGUUUGCCGAGAGAGUUGUGCCAGACCCCAACAUCAUCAAGUUGAAACGUGAAGAGGAGACUCUGGACACCAUCAAGCAGUAUUACGUGCUCUGCAAUGAUAAGGACGAGAAGUUCACAGCCCUCUGUAAUAUCUACGGAGCCAUCACCAUCGCCCAGGCUAUGAUCUUCUGUCACACCCGAAGGACAGCUGGCUGGCUGUCUGCUGAGCUGACCAAAGAGGGCCAUGUGGUGGCACUGCUGAGUGGGGAGAUGACUGUUGAGCAGAGAGCGACCAUCAUUGAACGCUUCAGGGAGGGCAAAGAGAAAGUCCUAGUGACCACCAACGUAUGCUCCAGAGGCAUUGAUGUUGAGCAAGUUUCCGUGGUGAUCAACUUUGACCUGCCCAUAGACAAAGACGGAAACGCUGACAACGAGACAUACCUUCACCGGAUUGGCCGAACAGGACGUUUCGGCAAAAGGGGGCUUGCCGUCAAUAUGAUUGACAGCAAACACAGCAUGAACAUUCUCAACCAAAUCGAGGAGCAUUUCAGUACAUUUCUGUCUCUAUACCAAUUAAUUACAACAUUGUACAUAUUGAUCUAUAUAAUAGUUUUCUCAUUAGUAACCUAACCUUUCGUCUCGUUUUUCCCCCCACAGAUAAGAAGAUAAACAAACUUGACACUGACGAUCUGGAUGAAAUCGAGAAAAUCAGCAACUGAAGAGGAUGCUAUCCUUUAUAAAUCAUAAUUGAAUGCAUCUAAUAUUUAUGCAGGUGGGACUGUUGUCUCACAUUAAUAAUAUUACUACACAGAUUAUACACUUAAGGUUAGCUAGCGAGCCAGCCAGCUAAUGUUCACUAGCUAACAGUAAACUUUAACUUGAAAUGAAAACAACUUUCUGACAAAAUUAGAAAUAAUUAUAUCUGAAAAUAUAACUAGCUAGACUCUCUUACCCAUAUACAUGGAUGGAUGCUUCUCCCUCUCUGUCACGGAUGCCAUGGUUGCCUUAGUUUUAAGAUGUAAUCCAGAGACAGGUGUUUUACACAACAGCUUUCUGUGUAUUCUCGUUUAUACUCCAUCUUCAUAUUUGCAAUCAUACGCCAGAAUUUUCUCCAUCUCCAGCGAUCAUACUCUAAUUUGACUGAUUUCAAAACUCGACCCUCCAGAAAGUGGAAAGCAACUCAAUGCAGUUCUACUAUGAGAUAACUAUCAAAAAAAGCUGGCAGACCAAUACGAACUCAUCUCUUUGCAUGUCCAGCCCAUCCGUUAUCUCAGCCAAUCAUGUCUAGCGGGAAGGUUCCUGUCUUUUUCUGUGGCUAAACCAACUAGGCUCGUAAUUUUAACAAUAUUAUUUGUAUACACAGAUGGCAUACAAGUUUUAUCAAGGCACAUGAAAGUUCACAUGUUCCAGAAGGCAUUUUGAUAAUAAUAACAAAAACAAUAGUUUACAUUCAAAUGGCUCUCCUGUGAAGUGGUGACCUGCGACAUAUGCCUAGUUUCUUGAAAUGAGUCACAUUUAUGCUUUUGGACUUAAGUCACUUUAAGGAUUUAUUUGAAUGUUUACAUGAAAUGACAGUAUGUUAGCCAUGCCUUAAUAAUAUGCAAAACAUUUAGAUUGCAUAGAUUCUGCUAUUUGAAACUAUUAGGAUUACAGUUGGUUUUCAUUUGCUAUACUUUUUAUCGAGUGGUUACACUAAACUAAUAUUUUACCCUCUUGAUCGGGUGCUCUCCUCAGAGGAAUGCAUAGGUGUACGCAUUGGCCAUAUGGUUGUUUGCAGCAUUAUUCAGUAUAUUGAAUAAAACGGAGAACACUUUGCAAAAGUUAGACUAAUGGGGGAAGUUUGCUGUGCUGAUUUGUCUUAAAACCCCUUAUUUUAUAGAAUCAUAAGAGUGGAAAGGUAAUGUGAUUUGAAGUUGAGCAAAUGAGAAGUACUAUACUAACUAAACUGGAGAAAUGUCCCUUCCUUAUUAAUGAGAAGGAACUCAUGAUCAAUCUAGUCUAGACUAACAAUCCUUGAGAGAUUUACAGCAUUUCAGUAUUGCAACACUAAAUACAUUCUUGAUAGUUUGGAUACACGUGUGUUUCACGGUAAUCCUAAGAUUCCAUUGUAAUAUUACUGUGAGUAUUAGAGCGGUUGCACCAUCUUGUAUUUAAAGUUUUCCCAAUAAGGCUCUGCAAAUCUCUGAUGGGAGUUUGUUUCGGUGAACAAAACUUGUUUCCAGUCACAUUCAAUUAGUUUGAAACUAACAUGAAGGUUUGAGUCAGAAUUGAUUGGUUAAUAUUUACCUUAAACUAUUGGUAUGCUUAUUCUGUAAACUGACAAAAAUUGGGCACUUUUACCAAGUAAAAUAAGAUUGUAUGGAAUGUACCUAAAUGGUUAGGAAUAUAUUUAUUUAGAGAGAAAAUCUUUAUUGAGCAAAACACCAUUUAAUGUUUUUUGUACCUUAGUGAAUGUUAUAUAUAUUUGGACUGUGCUUGUACUAAACUUGUUAAGUGUUUAGAGUGUUUACCUUGGCUAUGGAAGCAAUACAUAGCCUCUGCUGAAUCUAUUCUCUUAUACUUGUCUGCACUUUUUGGUUAUGUUGUAAUAAAGAUUACCUACCU